Messenger RNA from Melampsora larici-populina 98AG31, 696 nucleotides. RefSeq lists its product as uncharacterized. Bases 1 to 696 code for a protein of 231 amino acids. The transcript is spliced from 7 exons. The record is from RefSeq and is a predicted model, not a curated record. NCBI's taxonomy places the organism in Eukaryota, Fungi, Basidiomycota, Pucciniomycetes, Pucciniales, Melampsoraceae.
AUGCGUAGCCACAAGUUUCAAGUCCCAUGGAAAGAUAUCAACAUUGGUUUCUCUGAAAAGGACAGAAACAAUCCUGCCGAUGCUGCAGAUGUUGGCGCGACCGGCAAGACGGCGAUAUGUGUGUUGGAAUUCUCCGACGUCAACGUAAGAGCCGAAAUUGUGUUCAAUGGUGACUGCGCCGGUAGCGGUAUUGAUGCCCAACGGACCGGUGAUGUUGUCAUGCGCCGUGACAUGUCCAAGGACGGUGACUGGGUGGACAAUGAUGCUGCCAUCGAUCGAACAUUGAUUGAUACUUCUGCAAAAAUACCAUCUUUCACGAUCUUGGCUGGGAAUCUUGAGGACGGCUUGGCACAGUCUGGAUUUGAGGAAUGGUGUCGCAAGGGGGCGAGAUGUUAUGCUGCUGAAAGUGUUGCAACGGUACGAAGAGAAUAUGCUACUGAAUACGUUGUGGGUUGGCCGGCGGAAAAACGAGGUGCAACACAGCCGGGUAAGGCGUACGUUUGGAGGGGGAUCACAUACGACGUGAGGAAUGUGAUCACACAGAGGUGGGGUUAUGGGGUUGAAAUCUCAAAAGGUUGUCUUGAGGAAUGGCAGGUGUUGAGCACGAUGCGUGCCGAUUGUCGUGAUUGGGGGUCGCUGGAUGUUAUUUCAUCGUACCUUGGGGCGAAAUUAGUUCGGACACCUGCUUCGAAUUGA